This is a messenger RNA of Aspergillus glaucus CBS 516.65, 1569 nucleotides long. RefSeq lists its product as uncharacterized. NCBI's taxonomy places the organism in Eukaryota, Fungi, Ascomycota, Eurotiomycetes, Eurotiales, Aspergillaceae. The record is from RefSeq and is a predicted model, not a curated record. The coding region runs from base 1 to 1554 and encodes 517 amino acids. The transcript has 4 exons.
AUGGAACGACCUGUGAAACGCCUCAAAUCCGCCGCAGAGCAUGAGGAAGAAGUGCGUUCUGGGGAUACGGCACCCACGCCUGCACCAGCUCCCGCAGAAUCCUCUACAUCGUAUGAGCAAGGACAACAGUCAAUUGCCGUUAGCAUUCGGGCUAUGUGCGCAAAUCUUCACCGGCAAAACAGAAUGCGGUUGAAUGCACCAGCAGGUGCACCGACGAAUGCUCCUGCGAUUGAUCCAGCAUUGAACAGAGCCUUUUACGGCUCGCAAGGAUCUCAAACUUCCUUCGCAGAAGGCGCAAGCUCCGGAGGAGAUACAGAAGCACUUUCACCACCAGAGGCAAACAAUAGCCGUGCUAAUCUAGUCAACCGGAUAGGUCCCGAGAUCCAGUUUGGAGAGUGUGGGAGAAAACCGCGCUGGGUGGUUGUGCCUACUCCUUAUGACGUGGUAAACACGUUUGAUUGGAUGCUUGAGGCCGGAACGCCCAAUCUAUGGAACGGUCUUACACAUGAGCAGCUGGUUGAGUACGCUUACAUGUACCUCGAGCACGCACUCGAGGACACGGUAUUUAGGGAUCGCUUCCGGUGGGAGGUUAAAUCUGGUUCGUUUUCCCAUCUUUUGGUGAAUCUUGAGGAUGCGCUGCCUCCUCUUCCGGACGCUCCUAUUACUGAUUGGUUUGGGGAGGCGGACGAGAGGUACUUCUACUAUAGACAUCAGAGUCCGUUUGUGGCAUUGAGGCCAGGAAUUCGGGGGUAUCAGGUUAAUGGCAAUAGUCCCAUUAUUGGAGGAAGGCGGUCGGUUGAGAGCCCCAAUGGGCAACUAGCUGAGAAUGAACAGGCUCCGAGCCAAAUCGUCGAAACUGCCCGGCCUUCUGUGUAUCAUAACGGUGUUCAAGAGCAGCCACCACAGUUUACACGCGCCCAGAACCAUACAAAUGGACAUCCAAACGGACGCCCUUUCCACAAAUAUAUAUAUAUGGGUCCUAACGCUCUUACGCCAAGGCAUAUGGUGGAUGAACCUUUAAGUAACCCUCCAAACGGACUACCUAGGGUUGACUUUUCAGAUGUCAUGCCACGAGCAAGAACAAAGCAAACUUCCAAAAAGGCAGCACAAACCUUGUACAGACAGCCGAAUGCCGAUAAACCGGUAGCAGAAGAAACGGAAUUUAUGGGAUUGGAAAGGGAAGCCUUGGAUAGCCUGAAAGACGAGAAAACAUGUGCAAAAACAUUCCCCAGGCGUACUUUCCGGCGCUUCAGGCCAUGGGCUGGCUACAAGGAUGCGACUAGGUAUAUAAAUAAGGAGGACCUGGCGCGGCUGCCCCGGUUUCCAAUGGCCCAGAGAGCCUUUAAUCCACUGGUUGGUGUGAGGGCAGCUCCCACGUCAAAAACGUCGCGCACAUCAAAAAUUGCGAAGAUUGCAAGGACUGCGAAUACCGCAAAAACGGCUACGACGGCUACCACAGAAAACACAGCAAGAACUCCUGAAACAUCGAAAGAUGGAAGUCCACGCAGGAACCCGCCACGGAACCGUCGCAAACCAAAACGCUACUUAAAUUAGUCUACUGCAUCCAAG